AUGGAGGGCAAAGAAGACAUUGGGAUGAUGUCCAUGCCCAUCCAAAAGGAAAUUCUGGUCCUUCGCCGAGAGAUCAAAGAUUGCCACCAGAACUUCUUUCUGGAAACACAGUUGGUUACUGUUGGUUGCACCUGUACCAAGCCUAUUUCCCAGCCUGCUUAG
Messenger RNA from Staurois parvus, 162 nucleotides. The record is from the annotation of a GenBank genome assembly. Lineage: Eukaryota; Metazoa; Chordata; Amphibia; Anura; Ranidae.